GCAGCAAGACAAAUCUAGCACCACACAGCAGGCAGGAAGAGAGUGCACUGCUCAUCCUUUCGGUUUUGUCAGUGUAUGGGAAUGCUGGACAUCAACACACAGCAAGGGAUUCGGCCGAAAGCACUCCUCCUCAGCAUCUGAGCCCUGCUGCCUUCACCCUCGUUUGGAAGAUACAGAUGUCAGAAGCCAAGACAGACAAGGCACAAAUCAAACCAGCAGAAAGUUUUGAAAAUGACAAGCAAAAUAUUUCUUGGCUGAAGAAAGAACUGACCAAGUCCAUCCUCCAGCCCCAUGGAGACUCAGACAGCUGCACCAGCUCCCUGCCUCUCCCAGUUCUCCAUGAGGUGAUGCUGAGCAGUGAGGACCACCCAGAAAACCAGCUUACAAAUGAAAAACAUACGGAUGAAAAGACUGUGAAAGGUAUUGUUAUGAGUUCAGUCGCAGAAUUUAGCAUGGCAGACACUUCAUCAAAAGAAACCAAAAAUGAGAAGAAAUUGUCAGAAGCAAGCAGAUCAUCCAUUGCUUCCCUGGAGAAAUGCAGAGAAUUCACCUACAUUGAAGACGAUGCCUCAGUUCAUCAGAGAGACAGUGAUGAUGAAUGUGCAACACUUAUCCUGGCCUGCUUAUUCUGCCAGUUUUGGGACUUUCUUAUAAUGCUGCCUGAUACCUGUGAACACUGGCUGAUAGAUACCUGUUGUCCAUCCAAUAGAUACUACCAGACCUCCGAUGAAGACCACUCCAACAAUGACUGCAACUGUGACUGUGACAUUGAUUGCAGCCUCUUUGAGUCCUGCCACGAGACUGGCGAGUGCCUGGAACUUGCCAUGGAGAUUUCUGAAGUCUGCUAUCGCUAAUAGGAAAACAAUUGACAAAAAUCCUGAAAACUGCCUGAAAGGGAUUGGACAGAGUACAAGGAGACCCUUUUUUUUUUAGUGAAAAAAACCCACAACAGGAAUGUUUUCCAACCAGGACUAUGCCAUCAUGCUGCUCCCACCCUUGAGGUCUGUAUAUCUGUAACAUUCUGGUUCUAUGACAAUAAAGGGCAAAAAAAAUAAAAGAUCUCCUUUGCCAUAGACAACAACAGAAUUCCUAAGUGCCAAGUGUGAUCCAUGUGUUACCCGCUGCCAAUGCAAUGCUUUUAUAAACCCCUAAUUGCUUUAAACAUGGAUUUCCCCCAUUCACAAACACAGGACAAAUUAGGACGUUCUUUUAGGACUGAUAUAUAUUAGUUCAUCUUCCUAAUGGAUUCAUACAUAAACAUGUAUUACACAUUGUUGGUUAUUAUUAAUAAUGUAUGAUACAGCAUCAUUUUAUAAUUAAAAAUUUAUUUAUUCAAUCUCUUAAAACACACUUAUAUAUGCUCAGUUUAGGUAGAAAAGAAAAUUAAAUGAAUUAGAAACCAUGCUAGCUGUAAUUACAGCAAAUGCCUCUAAAAACCUCCAGUGAAUUUUGUGGAGGAAGCACUUUAACAGGGUAGCGCAGUGUAUUAAUGUGCAUGCCUAUGGUUAUGUAAUAACAGGUUAUGCCUAUUGUUCAUUAGUUGCAGAAAAGGGCUCCUUAAGUGUAAUUAGCCUAAAUGGGAAUUGACUGCACACUUCCAGAGGAGAAUUACCCCAUGGAUAGCCAGUAACUCCUUUGCCUGAUUUUCAUUUGCAAAAUUCCUGCAAGCAGCAGAAUAUUGCCACCUAUUCUAGUGGAAACAGGCAUCUCUACCUGUGCACAAAAGAUUACAAAAUGACAGUAUCUAUCCUGGUUGUGCUUUCAGACUCCCUCUAUCUCUUUUCUGAUGGCAGGUCUGAUUAAUAGAAAGGAAAUACAUAUUGUGCAUCACACAUAUGACAACAAAAGCACGUAAACUCAGCCGCCUCAAGGUGCAGAACGAUCGUAUUAAGCACAGAGAAAAAUGCAGAGUUGCUUGCUCUCAUUAGAUAUUUAUAGACUAAUACCAAAGACCACAUUUGAUUUGUAUAGUCACAAAAUGUCCCAGAACCCCACUGAUCUCAGCAUAGAAAUGCCUGGGGUAUCCCAAAGAAGAGUUCUGGACAAAACUACAGGAUACUCAGCUUUGCUGAAAUCAUUGAAGCCACUUGUUUAAUAAUCUGAGUCUCAAAUCUCCAGUUGUGCCACACCCAUCUUUAAUGUAUGGAAACAGAGACCAAUGUGAAUUUCUAUUGUUUUCAUCUUCUGGAAAUCAUAAAGCAAGGAGUAGGUAUAAAUGCUAACAAUCUUUACCAAAUAUCUUUCAAAGUUUCUUUACCUCAUAGAAAAUGAAAUACUUUUACAAUAACAAAUAAACAAAUGAGGUAGCUUUGAGGACAACAAAACUAGAAAUGCAGCCUGACGCCCAACAUACCUUGCUUCUGUGCUCCUUCCAGGACAUCGGUGGGAAAAAUAAUAGGUUUUCUUCUUCUAAUUACAGUGGCCUUUUGUGAGUUGUAGCCACUUGAAGGAAGAAAGUCAUUAGUUCUUAAUUGUCACACCUGUGCCAACCUGCCAGAUGCAAUGGGACCUAAACAUGGAAAGUGCUAACCACCACCAUCUGCAAGGCACUGUAUUUGCACACCUGGGGCUGAGCAAUGCUGAGCUUCAGUGCUCCAGUCUGCACUCUCCUGCAGGGUUUUGAUCUUAAAUCUGAUCGUACUGAGCACUAAGGCUACACUGGUAACGCAACAUUUUGCGUAUUGGUGACAGAAGCCUGGAUCAUUCCAAAAAUGCCAUAGGUUAUCUUCAACAAAUUGGCAAGUAGGCUCAUGUGAAUAAAGAGAUGGACCCACAACAUUUAAAAGUCAGAAGAGGAAAAAAUUCACCCACACAUAUUUUCUGAGAGGAGUACCAAUAGUGAUGCAUAUUGGCAAUACUUGUUCUUGAUGUUGCCAUCCAAAAAAGAACUUUUCACUUUUGCAAUGCCUGGCAGGAGCCCAAGAGGCAUCCAGAGGGUGAUGUACACCAAAGCACAGACAAUGAGGUGUAUAGAGGUGAAGUGUUUGCUUGUCUUUUUCCAGCUCUGAGCUCACGAGACUUCAUGAUUCUGCCAUGCUGGGAUAACCUGUGAUAGAUGGCUUCAUGUAUCAGUUCGAAAACCAAAUUAAAUUAGGGAUUACUGGUAUAAAAUAUUAUUUUCAGCUAUUCCACUAUUUAAAAAAAAAAUAAAUCCUUUCUUCCUGUUGUAGUGUGUAGGUUGGAUACUGAAGUCAAGUCUACAAUAGGGCAUGGGUAAGGUCAAAGACAGAUUUUAAACAGUUGGGGCCACAGCCAUAGCUAGACAGGAUGCCCCAACAAUAUGAACUAAAUCAUGCUGGAAAAUAUUGGGAACUGCCAACAUGAUGAAAGAACAAUUUGAUGUUGUGUUGAGGUACAUGGUUUAGUGGGAGCUAUUGGUAAUAGGUGAACUGGAUGAUCUUUUAGGUCUUUUCCAACCUUGGUGAUGAUUCUAUGAUUCUACGAACAGUAGUGUUUUAAACAGUACAGCAAUAUCUUCUUGCCUAAAGUCUACAAGGACAUAUUGCUCAGUUUCCUGCUUUAGGAAGUAAAUUUGUAGAAGAAUUCUGUAUAAGCAAUGAAAUCUUGAGAAAUGUGUUAAUAUUCUUCCAUAUUUAAUGUUUUUCAUACUUUAUUUAAUGCAACAUUGUAGAGCUCAUGACAACUUUUCUGCCAUAAAAGUGCUAAUUGUAAUAUACUUUCACCAUGCUGGGACUAUUUAAUGUGUUGACACCAGAAAAACAAGGAUUUUUUUCCACUCAGCAUUCCAGAAAUCAGUUUUCCUGCUUGGGGAACCACCCUAUUUCUACAUUAAACUGACUUCCUCAGCCAGAGAAAUACCUGUUUAUCAGAUAAGAACAUGGAUAUAGACAUUCCAGUUAAGCAGAACUAUCAGGAACAAUUCGAGGCUCUCUCUGUAUUUUUCCUUUACUGUGGAGAAAGGCCUGAGUGUGCGAGUAGGAGGCAUUUGGGUGGAUGGCUGUUCUGAACAUGUUGGACUCAGCUGCGCUCCCGGAGAGAUGUCAGCUCUGCAGUGUGUGAAACUGGCUCCUCAGAACAACAAAUAAACGUUACCAUUUUGCAAACGGGAACAUCGCUCUGACACGACGCCUCUCCUCAGCACCAUAAAUGAGCCGACAGAUUGGUUGGGGGAAGAGAGAGACGGAGAGAAUAACGAAGAUCUUUAUUGCUGCCUUCUACAGGAGCGGACCAUGGGAUGCUCUCUAAGGAUCUCCACUUGGAAAUGACUCACCAAUCUCAUCCUUACGAAAAAAAAUAAUAACAUAAAAUGUCCUUUUAUCUCCUGAUUUGGAUGCAAAUUCUUUGCAGCUGAAAUUGUCAUUUGCUAAAUAUCGUACAGAACCCAAUGAUGGGGCUUUGGGGGUGCUUCUGCAAAUUUAAGCAGUUAUCUCAAAGGAAAUGCAAUUCUCCAACUGAUCUUUGAGUGAGUCUUCCCAUCUGUAGUUCUGGUGCCUUACACUCCGUGCACAGAAGUACCUUCAGGUAGGGGGCAAACAAAAAUUGUCCCAUGUAUUUUUCUGAAUUUGGGAAUGGAGCAUAUUAUAUUAUUGCCUGUGACUUUCUGUUACUUCCUAGAGCAUUUUAAUCCUUCAUACUCUCUUAAGCAAUCACAACCAGAAUAACCAAGCUCUUCCAAAUGUCAAGAUGACUCUUGCCUUAACUCCAGUGCUGCUUAGGGAUUCAGACUGCAUGCUACAACUGAGCUCUAGAAAACACUGUUUCUCAGGAAGAAAGCAAAAUAUAGGAGCAAGUAAGAUGCUUGCAAUCCUAUUGUUAUGCCUGUAUAUAUGGAAAACUUUAUUCACCAUUUGACUAAGAAUGUAUAUAUCUAUUAAACUUGUCUUUUAAUUAUGUGAAA
Molecule: messenger RNA, 4858 nt
Organism: Coturnix japonica (Japanese quail)
Lineage: Eukaryota; Metazoa; Chordata; Aves; Galliformes; Phasianidae
Gene: MDFIC2
Product: MyoD family inhibitor domain containing 2
Source: RefSeq, a predicted model, not a curated record